UGUCCUGCAACUAAAAGGGUAGAGAGCCCUAGAGGGAAGAGGACACCGACAAGGCACCAACAAGUUCAGUGGGAAGUGUGAUGUCUCUGAGAGAAGUGAGAAUGUGAAGAGAGGAUUCUUGAGAAGCUGUGCAUCAACAAUGGCGUUUUCAUUGCAGAUAUUUUCGUUUUCUGUGCCCAAACAAAAACAUUUUACUUCAUCGAAGACGAAGAGGAACUCAUCUUCCUCUACGCCGAUAAUCUCUGGUUUCUCUUACAAGAAAUUCGUUAACUUCGCUUUAGAAGAAACCCAACGCCAUACUCACUUACUUCCUUCGCCAUUACAGGAAAAGUUCAAUCUCAUGAAGUCCAUUGAUCAGAAAACAGAACUUGAAAUGCUAUCCUUUCAAUCUUCCAAGAUUAGACUGCUUCGUGGUUUGACUAUCGAUGGGAGUGAUUCUAUGCAGGUCAUGGAUUUUGCAGUUUUCCCAGAACCAGAGUUUGACCUACCUAUUUUCUGUGCCAACUGUGUCACUGUUGGCAGUGUGAAUAUAGUUGUCUUGGAUCUUAAUCCUUUGCAUGAUGUCAUCACCGAAAGGAAUUACAGGGAGAAGUACUACAAGAGUUUAAUGCCUCUUGGGCUGAAAUAUGCUGAGCUUUUACCUUGGGGAGGCAAGAUAACAAGUGAGUCAUUGAAAUUCUUUUCACCAAUUGUCAUAUGGACCAAGUUCAGUUCAAGCCAACACAAUCACGAUCUUCUAUUUUCAGCAUUCAUGGAUUAUUACAAGGCGUGGCUUGAGAUAAUGGACCAAGCAAAAGAGGAGACAGAUGCUUCUCGUGUUAUCUGUAACCUUGGGGAUCAGCAUAGAUAUCUGACAUGGAGAGCAGAAAAGGAUCCCGGUCAUCGACUGUUAAAAAGGUUGAUAGGGGAGUGUGAUGCACAGGACCUGGUGAGGGAUUUUCUCUUUAAUGGAGUAACUACACUAGGAGCUAAAACGUUUGCAGAAUACUUUCCUGAGUAUCAGCAAGAGGAUGGAUCAAUCAGUGAGAAGCGCAGUAUGGUUGGGAAGUCUUUUGAAACUCGGCCAUGGGAUACUGGAGGUGAAUUUAUUGGUGAAAAUAUUAUGUGAUUGUUUAUUGUCUUCAUCUUUGUAGGUAUUAUGUUUAUAGAGUUGUAGAGUAAGUUUUGGACUGGCUUUUCUUGCUAGUUCAGGAAAUUUUUGUAAUUUCUUUGCUCCGCUUUUCUUCUGAAAUUAACCAUACGUUGUAACUUUAGACUACUCAAGUUGUAUACUUGUAUGUUAUCACGGUUGUAUGAAGUACCAAUAAAGCUUCACUCUAAAGGUUAUAUUCA
Molecule: messenger RNA, 1332 nt
Organism: Papaver somniferum (opium poppy)
Lineage: Eukaryota; Viridiplantae; Streptophyta; Magnoliopsida; Ranunculales; Papaveraceae
Product: phytochromobilin:ferredoxin oxidoreductase, chloroplastic-like
Exons: 8
Coding region: 140-1108 (322 amino acids)
Biological process (GO): phytochromobilin biosynthetic process
Molecular function (GO): phytochromobilin:ferredoxin oxidoreductase activity; cobalt ion binding
Source: RefSeq, a predicted model, not a curated record